UGAAGGAGAGGAGGGGGCGGCGGCACACGAGUGGAAAUCCGCACCUUCAAGAGAUCGCCAUCACUUUUCCCCCUCGCGUGCAGUCCGUUAACCGCGGGGAGGCGAAUGCGGUGAAUUAUUUGGAGGCUCAGCAACAGGGCACACAGAGUACAAGGAUGCCGCUGAGUAUAUCAACCCCGCGCGCGGGGAGCUCCAGCGACUAGCGCCGCGCAAAGUAUCCAAAAAGGAGAAUGCGAAUGGUUAGAGAGGACAAGAUUCAAUUAACAUGGAAACGAUGUAGCUUCACCGCCGCAUUGCAUAUAGCUUGGGGAAACAGGUUAGAAAGUAGAUAGCUAAAUAGGGCGCAUUUUGCCGUCAUACAUGCAAACUUACUCAUCAUCAAGCUCAACUAGCCUGUAGUUGGCGGCAACAAAAGGAACAGCUGCUCGACAGUGUCUUCAGAUACCAAAGAAGACAGAAGAAUUAAAGAUGUUACGGAGGAGGCUCAACCGAUUGUGUGGAGGAGAUGAGAAGCGAGUGGACAGCAGGACAAUCUAUGUAGGACAUCGGCCAUGUCCGGACACCGAGGCCUUCAUCCUCUCUAAAUUCUGUGACAACAGGAUUGUGUCCUCCAAGUACACAGUGUGGAACUUCCUGCCAAAGAAUCUAUUCGAGCAGUUUAGAAGAAUUGCAAAUUUUUACUUCCUCAUCAUAUUCUUGGUGCAGGUGAUUGUUGAUACCCCGACCAGCCCCGUGACCAGUGGUUUACCUCUGUUUUUUGUCAUCACAGUGACGGCCAUCAAACAGGGUUAUGAGGACUGGCUGCGGCAUAAAGCAGACAACGAGGUGAAUAAGUACCCGGUGACUGUGUUAGAGGACGGCCGGUCGGUGAAGAAGGAGAGUGAGAAGAUCAAGGUGGGUGAUGUGGUUGAAGUGGUGGAAGACGAGACCUUUCCCUGUGACCUGAUUCUGUUGCAGUCCAGUCGAGAAGACGAUACUUGUUUUGUCACCACAGCCAGCUUGGAUGGAGAAUCCAACCACAAAACACACUACACAGUACCAGACACAGAGAUGGACCUGCAGGCUCUAACUGCCGCCAUCGAGUGUGAACAACCCCAGCCUGACCUCUACAAGUUUGUGGGUCGAAUGCACAUUUACAAGCCGGAGCAGGAGCCAGCAGUAAGAUCUUUGGGCCCAGAGAACCUUCUCCUAAAAGGUGCUACGUUGAAAAACACCAAGAAGAUUUAUGGUGUCGCAGUAUACACGGGCAUGGAGACGAAGAUGGCACUCAACUACCAGGGCAAAUCUCAGAAACGAUCAGCUGUUGAAAAAUCCAUCAAUGCCUUUUUGCUGGUGUAUCUGUGUAUCCUUAUCAGUAAAGCUGUUGUGUGUAAUACACUAAAGUAUGUAUGGCAGAGCAAAGACGGUCAGGAUGAGCCCUGGUACAACCAGAAAACUCAGAAGGAGAAAGACACUAAUAUGUAUUUGAAGAUGUUUACAGACUUCCUCUCCUUCAUGGUCCUCUUCAACUUUAUAAUCCCCGUGUCCAUGUACGUAACCGUGGAGAUGCAGAAAUUCCUCGGCUCUUUCUUUAUCACUUGGGAUAAAGACUUCUUUGACCCGGAGAUCCAAGAAGGCGCGCUUGUCAACACAUCAGACCUCAAUGAGGAACUUGGCCAGGUGGAAUAUGUAUUCACAGACAAGACGGGCACGCUGACUCAGAACAACAUGGAGUUCAUCGAGUGCUGUAUAGACGGCUUCCAGUACAAACACAGAGACACCCCGAGCGAGCUGGACGGCUUCACUGUGACGGACGGGCCUGUGAAUAAACUGCAGCAGAAGGCUGGACAGGAGAAAGAGGAGUUGUUCCUGCGGGCCUUGUGUCUGUGUCACACGGUGCAGGUGAAGGAGGCUGGAUCGGAAGAAGUGCUUACUGACCAAGUUGACGGGAUCGACGGGGUGCUGCCCCAGCCGGAGGAGGAAAGAGGCUUCAUCGCAUCAUCUCCUGAUGAGAUCGCACUGGUCAAAGGAGCCAUGAAUUAUGGCUUCACCUUCCUUGGUCUGGAGAGCAAGAACAUGAAGAUAAAGAACAGGGAAAAUGAUAUAGAGGAGUACAAGUUGCUCCAUGUCCUAAACUUUGACCCAGUUCGACGGAGAAUGAGCGUCAUCGUGCAGACCAAAUCAGGGGAGACUUUGCUUUUCUGUAAGGGAGCUGAUUCUUCCAUCUUCCCAAGAGUCAAAUCAGAGGAGGUGGACCGGAUUCGCAUGCACGUUGAGCGAAACGCAACGGAGGGUUACCGUACACUGUGUGUGGCCUAUAAGCAGCUGAGUGCUGAAGAAUAUGCUGUGGCAGACACUGGGCUGAGGGAGGCUAGACUGGCUCUCCAGGACAGAGAGGAGAAACUCAUGGCCAUGUAUAACCAGGUGGAAACAGGCAUGAGUUUGAUUGGAGCGACCGCUGUGGAGGACCGACUUCAGGAGGAGGCAGCAGAGACCAUGGAGGCCUUGCAGGGUGCUGGGAUGAAGGUUUGGGUGCUGACAGGUGACAAAAUGGAGACUGCAAAGUCUACCUGCUAUGCCUGUCGUCUGUUCCAGCGGGGUACAGAGCUACUGGAACUGACUGUGCGGACACUGGAAGAUGAGAGGUUAAAGCGUGAGGAGAAACUUCUUGAGUUGUUACGGGACUACCAUAAAAGAGCAGUGCAGGACGCCCCACCUGUCAAAGCUGGGGUCACCAGGAGCUGGUCUACUGCAAAUCAGGAUUACGGCUUCAUCGUAGAUGGGGCGACGUUGUCGUUAGUGAUGAACCCACCGCGUGAGGCUGAUGCCAGUCAGUACAGGAGCCUCUUUCUGCAGAUCUGCCAGAACUGCACUGCUGUGCUCUGCUGCCGCAUGGCCCCCCUGCAGAAAGCUCAGAUAGUGAAGAUGGUGAAGAACUCCAAAGGUUCUCCAAUCACUCUCUCCAUUGGCGAUGGGGCCAAUGAUGUUAGCAUGAUCCUUGAGGCACAUGUGGGCAUUGGUAUUAAAGGUAAGGAGGGCCGUCAAGCUGUGAGGAACAGUGACUACGCCAUUCCUAAACUAAAGCACUUAAAGAAGCUUUUGCUGGCUCAUGGGCAUCUCUACUAUGUGCGCAUUGCGCAUCUCGUCCAGUACUUCUUUUAUAAGAAUCUUUGCUUCAUCUUACCUCAGUUCCUGUACCAGUUUUUCUGUGGAUACUCUCAGCAGCCCCUGUACGACGCAGCCUAUCUGACGAUGUACAACAUCUGCUUCACCUCCAUGCCCAUUCUGGCCUACAGCCUGCUGGAACAGCACAUAUCCAUUGAGAUUCUGCUUGACAACGCCGCCCUCUACAGAGAAAUAGCCAAUAAUGCCAUGUUACGCUGGCGCCCCUUCCUCUACUGGACAGUAUUAGGAAUUUUUCAGGGUCUCCUGUUCUUCUUUGGUGUCCGUUUCCUGUUCAGCAAUCCAGCCUUACAAGAUAAUGGGCAGGUCUUUGGAAACUGGUCUUAUGGAACAAUUGUCUUUACCGUCCUUGUUUUUACUGUUACAUUGAAGCUGGCUCUGGACACACGGCACUGGACGUGGAUCAACCAUUUUGUGAUAUGGGGCUCUUUGGCUUUCUAUGUUUUCUUCAGUUUCUUCUGGGGAGGCAUCAUAUGGCCGUUUUUGAAGCAGCAGCGUUUGUACUUUGUGUUUGCCAACAUGCUGAGUUCGGUGUCUGCCUGGCUGGUUAUCAUCAUCCUCAUCCUCCUCAGUCUGCUGCCAGAGAUCCUUUUGGUGGUCCUUCGCAAGCCCAGAGGCCCCCAUUCACGACAGAAAAAGCCAAGUCAGUCGAAUGUGGGGGGCAACCAGUCCUCUCUGUCUUCAGCCAGACCCCUGCUCAUGAGAACCUUUUCAGACGAGUCCAAUUCUGUCAUAUAAGCAGCUGUCAGAGGAUUCCUCGACUGACACAUACAGAUGGCUGCUGUCACACCUCUCUCCUACAAGCAUCUGAAGGAGCGCUACUGAUGGGCACGGACAGCCUUGGGUUAAGACUACUGACCGGACCCUCACAUCUGCCGGGCUUCUUCCUGCCUGUUUAAAUGGAACCAAUUUAAACUGCUUUUCUGUUACAUCUUAUCCUAAAGCCUUCCAUUCCAGCACGAUUCCUCAAGAUUUGUUUUCACACCGUUUUCUGCCCUGCCCUACUGCCAGACUCUCAUAUUCAACCCUACGGGAUGAAUGUGUCGCUGGCUAAGUCGUCAGUAGCGCUCGACUGCUACAGAAUGUACCAACAUCUUUAUUGGUUCUCUUGCAUGAUCGUCCCAAAAAAGUCCCAUAAAUGCCACUCUCCAUACUUUGUAGGCAGACAGUCGCCCCCUUUUGUGAUCGGUUACCAGGUGUGAUCACAAUCCCAAAUCGUAGUUUAGAGUUUUGUGAUAUGUAGCUGUUCGAGAUCCCUAAAUGUGAGCUCUCUCUAAGAUGCUGCACUGCGGGCCCUGACCCUAUGGGUAUAAAAGCUGCCUUUCAACAACUUGCUGUUUGUUCGACCACAUGGAGUUCUGGGAUAUCCCACGGAGCCCAACGACUCCGUAUGUGUACGUACGUGUGUGUGUGUGUGUGAGAAAUCGAAAAUCAAUUUCAGAUUUUCUUCUUAUUGUCACAGUCUUUCGGUGUUACUCUUUGUUGAAACGGGGAUCAGUUUACAGUUGGGUUACAAAUUGUACAAGUGAAAAAAAGUGUGGAAAAUGUUGCUUGAUGCCAAAAAAAAAAAAAGGAGAGAGAAUCCAUUAAAAUGGGCGACCGGCUAUCUUCAGUUUUUCCUUGAGGGAUGCAUUAUCCAUUGCUACGGCAUAUGCUAGGAUUGGUUCUCGAUGCAAAGUUAAUAGCAUAUAUCAGAGUCAGUCCGAGUUAAGCAUCCAUUUACUGUUGAGCCAUUAUUGACUUGUAUAUCGAAUGUGUCAGCUUUACAUACCAGGCCAGUACUCCACAACACGCUUUAACAUCCACGUGCACACGUUUCACUUUUGAGGAAACUGAAUGAAUCAUUUGUGAGCUGUGGAGCUUAGAGUGGUGAAAUAGGUGCUUUGGAUCCGAUGCAUAUUGAAAGUCAUGUCUGCCCUCUAGUGGUUUGGAGGGCAUGUAAUCUUCAUUCUACUUUCUUCACUUCUGAAUACAUUCCAUUUCUAUGUGCCAUAAUUUCAAUCACUUUUUAGAUUAUAAUUGAAUUAUUUGUGAUUUCUAUUUGACAUAUUUAUUGUACAUUGUAAUUAUUCUCACAAAUGUUGUAUUUUUGUCCGAGGUAUUUUUUUUCUCUUAAAUUAAUCAUGAUCAGCUUGUGCCAACUGAUUUUUUUUUUUUUUUAAACCUGUGCAAUCCGCUGUUGAACAGAUUGGGUUUCUAUAUCCAGACCCUGUAGACCAGCAGCUCUGGGCUCUUUCUCUGAUCAGAGAUCAGUCCUAUAGACCCUCCCUUAAUACUGUAUAUGGUGUGAAUGCAGCUGAAAUCUGUGUCCCUUUAAUAUGAAUGAUCUAUUCCAUUCUUCUUUCUGCUUGUAUCCCAAAAUGGGUGUUAAAAGAGCCACUGCCUGGCAUGUUCUGUAAUCGGGCACACUUUUAUGUUAUGUUUCUCCUAAAACAAUGCCAUAUGAAAGAUGCCCCAUUCCUGGUUCAGCUGUCAUCAAGCGUGUAUGUGGAUUAUCCGAGGGAAAGUGGUGUGUGUUAGACCUCUGACUGUGUCAUGAUGCUAAGCAUCUUAAGCUCAGCUCCCAAUCUUGGGCCGGGCUUAAUCCAGCUGUAUCACAGCCCCGCGUAACCGCCAGGCCUUCUUUUAAUUUCUGAUUACAUCAUGAAUUAGCUUUGCAGAGAAGAUAUAUCAGAGCUCUAUUUACAUUUGCUUUCAGCUGGACAGGAGAGGCCAGUUGGUGUGAUGUUUCAUUGUGAGCAUUAGUCCCAACAUGAGCCCAUUUUUGUUUUUCUCGGUGCAUGUGUGAUUACUAAUGCCACCACUGGACUGAACCCUGGUGAGCACAUACACACUCACACCAAGAUGACACAUCCAUGUGUUUGUUCAGCUCAGUUUGGGAGGGGAAAACAGAACUUGCCUGCAAUGUUUGAAAUUUCCAAACAGACCUUUAAAUUACUUCAGAGAUGCUAUUUUCAAAGCUUAUAAUAAUUCUUGGAUUCUCAUGUUGCCUGAAAUAUAUAUAUAUAUAAAUAUUUGAUUGUAUUUUUAAUGAAACUUUUUGAGCCACUUUUUUGUAAGAAAAAGAAAACGUCCAAAAACAAAAAAAAAAAAAAAAGGCUGAGAAAGGCGGCCUGAUUGUGGAGCGUGAGGCAGGGCUUCGGUGCGUUGCUGUGAAAGAAUCAGGCACUAGCACGGUCAGCCCUGCUUCCUCCAUCCUGUCCCUCAGGCUCCAGCUGAUCUGAAUGUACCUCUCAAGACCAGUCUGUUUCAAAUUUUUUCUUUAAUAAAAGCUGUU
Molecule: messenger RNA, 6439 nt
Organism: Onychostoma macrolepis
Lineage: Eukaryota; Metazoa; Chordata; Actinopteri; Cypriniformes; Cyprinidae
Gene: atp11c
Product: ATPase phospholipid transporting 11C
Exons: 31
Coding region: 469-3900 (1143 amino acids)
Biological process (GO): phospholipid translocation
Cellular component (GO): trans-Golgi network; plasma membrane; endoplasmic reticulum
Molecular function (GO): ATP hydrolysis activity; magnesium ion binding; ATPase-coupled intramembrane lipid carrier activity
Source: RefSeq, a predicted model, not a curated record